CGCUGUUGCCGCUGCUACUGCUGCUACCGCCACCGCGUCACGGCUCCCGGCCCGCCCUCCCCGGCCCCUCCCACGCUCGGUUUCCCCCCCGUCUCCCGCCUCCUCCGUGCGAGCGGUGACUUAAGCAACGGAGCGCGGUGAAGCCCAUUUUUCUCCUUCCUCGCAGCCGCGCCGGGGAGCUCGCGGCGCGCGGCCCCUCCACUGUGGCCCGAGAUGAAUGCUGCGGCAGAAGCCGAGUUCAACAUCCUCCUGGCCACCGACUCCUACAAGGUUACUCACUAUAAACAGUACCCACCCAACACAAGCAAAGUUUAUUCCUACUUUGAAUGCCGUGAAAAGAAGACAGAAAACUCCAAAGUAAGGAAAGUGAAAUACGAGGAAACAGUGUUUUAUGGGUUGCAGUACAUUCUUAAUAAGUACUUAAAAGGUAAAGUAGUGACCAAAGAGAAAAUCCAGGAAGCCAAAGAGGUGUACAAAGAACAUUUCCAAGAUGAUGUCUUUAAUGAAAAGGGAUGGAACUACAUUCUUGAGAAAUAUGAUGGUCAUCUUCCAAUAGAAGUAAAGGCUGUUCCUGAGGGGUCUGUCAUUCCCCGAGGAAACGUUCUCUUCACAGUGGAAAACACAGAUCCAGAGUGCUACUGGCUUACAAACUGGAUUGAGACUAUUCUUGUUCAGUCCUGGUAUCCAAUCACAGUGGCCACAAAUUCUAGAGAACAGAAGAAAAUAUUAGCAAAAUAUUUGUUAGAAACUUCUGGUGACUUAGAUGGUCUGGAAUACAAAUUACAUGAUUUUGGCUACAGAGGAGUCUCCUCCCAAGAGACUGCUGGCAUAGGGGCGUCUGCUCAUUUGGUUAAUUUCAAAGGAACAGACACAGUAGCGGGAAUUGCCUUAAUUAAAAAAUAUUAUGGAACAAAAGAUCGUGUUCCAGGCUAUUCUGUUCCAGCAGCAGAGCACAGUACCAUAACAGCUUGGGGGAAAGACCAUGAAAAAGAUGCUUUUGAACAUAUAGUAACACAGUUUUCAUCAGUGCCCGUAUCUGUGGUCAGCGAUAGCUAUGACAUUUAUAAUGCGUGUGAAAAAAUAUGGGGUGAAGAUCUAAGACAUUUAAUAGUAUCAAGAAGUACAGAGGCACCACUAAUAAUCAGACCUGAUUCUGGAAAUCCUCUUGACACUGUAUUAAAGGUAUUAGAUAUUUUAGGUAAGAAGUUUCCUGUUACGGAGAACUCAAAGGGCUAUAAGUUGCUGCCACCUUAUCUUAGAGUUAUUCAAGGGGAUGGAGUAGAUAUUAAUACCUUACAAGAGAUUAAUGUCUUCAAAGAUCCAGUUGCUGAUCCCAACAAAAGGUCCAAAAAAGGCCGAUUAUCUUUACAUAGGACACCAGAAGGAAAUUUUGUUACACUUGAAGAAGGAAAAGGAGACUUUGAGGAAUAUGGUCACGAUCUUCUCCAUACUGUUUUCAAGAAUGGGAAGGUGACAAAAAGCUAUUCAUUUGAUGAAGUAAGAAAAAAUGCACAGCUGAAUAUCGAACUGGAAGCAGCACCUCAUUAGGCUUUGUUUUAGGCCUAGGUGUGCAUGCGUGUUUGUAUACAUGCAUGCAUACAUACAUGUGUACACCUGUGUGUAUGUGAUAACAUAGUGUUUAUUGUACAGAUAUGUGGGGUUUCUUUGUGUUUUAUGAUACAUUACAGCCAAAUUAUUUGUUGGUUUAUGGACAUACUGCUUGGUUUUUGUUUUUGUUUUUCCAGUGUUUUAGAUGAUACCAUAUUAGGAAAUACACAUAACCAUGUAAAAGAUUAAUGCUAAAGCAAGCUUUUUAGGGCCCUUUGCCAAUAGAUAGUAACUCAAUCUGGUAUUGAUCUUUUCACAGAUAACAGAACUGAGAAACUUUUAUAUAUAACUAAAUAUCACAUAAAACGGAUUUGCAUAAAAUUACCAUGAUUGCUUUAUGUUUAUAUUUAACUUGUAUUUUUGUACAAACAAGAUUGUGUAAGAUAUAUUUAAAGUUUCAGUGAUUUAACAGUCUCUUUCCAACUUUUCAUGAUUUUUAUGAGCACAGACUUUCAAGAAAAUACUUGAAAAUAAAUUACAUUGCCUUUUGUCCAUUAAUCAGCAAAUAAAACAUGGCCUUAACAAAAUUGUUUGUGUUAUUGUACAAUUUGGAAAUUAUGUCAGGACAUACCCUAUAGAGUUACUAACCUCACUGCCCCUUGUAGAAGAUCUCUGAAUCAUUCUGCAUUAAAGAAAAUAAUGGUUCUUACUGGAAUAACUAGGCACUGUACAGUUAUAUACCUUGGUCAUUGUAAUGUACCAGUGAAAUGCCAAAUUUGAAAGGCCUGUACUGCAAUUUUAUAUGUGGCUGUAAUAUGCACCUCAAGAUUUUAAGGAGAUAAUGUUUUUAGAGAGAAUUUCUGCUUCCACUAUAGAAUAUAUACCUAAAUGUAAAAUAUUGACAAAAGUGGAAGUAGUGUAUUUUAAAGUAAUUAUGCUUCUGAAUUUAUUUUUCAUAUUCUAUAGUUGGUAUGACUUAAAUGAAUUAUUGGAGUGGGUAGUGAGUGUACUUAUUUUUAAUGUUUUGAUUAUAUUUUUCAUUAAGUUUUUAAAAAAUUAAAUUGGAUAUUAAACUGUAUGGACAUCAUUUUUUAAUUUUAAAUUGAAUCCCUCAAUAAUUAAUAAUCAAGUUCUUACAUGAGGAUGUUACCCCAGUGAGAAACAUGAUAACCUAAGAUUUAAUUGAAGAAUCUUAACUAAAUAUGUUAGAGUGGCUAGUUCAAAGUGCUCAACAUCAAAAUGUAUAAAAUGAUUAACUGCUAGAUUCUCAGUCAGUCAUCACAUCUCACUAGAGACCAGUUUCUUCCAAAUGACUCAUGUAGGUCUGUUAUUAUAAGGCAAGAGUUAGCCGACUAUGCCCUACAGACCAAAUUUGGUGGACUGUUCUUCACUUGUAAGUACAUAUUAUCUAUGGCUGCUUUCUCACAUGGGGGUAGAAGUUUGAGUGGUUGCAAUGCAGACCAAAUGAUCCACAAAGCUUCAAACAUUACACAAAAUUACAGAAAAAAUUGCUAGCCUAUAUUCUAAAAGGAGUGCAAGCCUUUGCAUUUUAAGAAAAUGCUGAUUUUCAGAGAAGGGAAAAGGCCAUCUUACUUUUGUCCUUUCUCAUUUAAGAAUUUGAUUCCAAUAGACUGAUUUUUUUUUUAAGAAAAGCUUUAACAACAUUUUAGACAUUGAAAAGCCAUAAAUCAUUUGUCUAAAACAUUGAGAAAGUGUUUUGUCACUAGAAUCUACUAAGGUGAGCUAUCCUUGUUCAAUAUCUUUUAUAAGUAGCAUUAGAAAGAAUAUAGGUUUUUGCAGAGAUUCUAAAUACUUAGGAAGAACAAUAAGCAUUAUUCACUUUUAGUAAGAGUCUUCAUACUAUAAUUCAUGCUAAAAAUAGUUUUAAGUUAUUUUUUAAAUAUACUUAAGAUUAGUAGUAUUAGACAAAACUUUACAAAAUGUAUUAAGGGGCUUAUAGAAAAUUGAAAGAAAUUAUUAUCAGUAACAACUUUGAUAACCAUAAUUUUGGCCAUGCUUAAACAUUGGAAUUUUAUCAGUCAGUAUUCUUUGUGUUCCUUGAGUUUCAGCAGCCAACAUUCAGUGAAUGCUAAAAACUAUUCAUUUGUACACUAACAUAGAUCAGGAGGUGGAAUGAUUAAUUCUGUUAGCUCUUGAGCCACUUGAAUCUGAUUUUCUGUCAUUAGAGUAGUUAGUAUUUGGCCAUCUCUCUUCUCAGCACCAAAUGGUUAACAUGAAGGUCAAAUAGAAUUGUGCUAUGUGUCACCCUUAAAUCAGCCUGACUCUCCCUGACAAAAGCAUAUGCCAUAUAUGAGUUUAAAACAUUAGAUUUGUAGUUGACAUUAAUCCCCCUCAAUUCAUAAUUUCAAAUAGGGGGUAGGUGUUCUGUGUUAAGACUUAAUUUAUUUGAACCCUCUACUUAAAAUGGUUUUUAUGAUUAUCCUUUAUUGCUUUUCUUGAUAUAAAUUGUUAUGAAAAUUUUUUUAUAAUGAAUCCAUCUUGGAAGAUGAGAGAAAAAUAGCAAAAUAUUUAUUGUUCUGUUUAGCAUAAUUCAGAACUCAAACAAGUAUUUUUGUAGUUUUACAUUCCUUUUUAACCCACUCAAUGGAGAACAUAAAAUUUCUCCCAAGUUGUAUGUUAAAUCAGUUCUAAUAUGUAUUCAAGAUUAAAAACAAACAUGUAAUAAAUAUGGAAAUAAAGUUUAGUUCUAUUAGUUGAAAUUUGUGUGCUUCAAAUAAUGCCAUUUCCAGACCUACUUUUUCUAGAGUUUCCUUCAAAGAGCUAGAGGAUAACAGAGGAGAAAGUGUCAAAAAUGACUCCACUUUCUGUCAAAAUGGAUUGGCAGUGCCUCUUACUAAGAACCUUGGGAGGAUACCAGAUUCGUGGAGCAAGAGCACAAUUCUCUGUUACGGUUUGAGAUGUCCUGGAGACAUUUUAAUGUUCAUAGCAAGCAGGUAAUUGGAGAUACAGGUUUGAGGACAGAAAGGUCUCAGGGGAUGUCUGAAAUGUGUAUGUAUAUGUGAUAUAUAUGUGUUUGUUGUAGGCAUACUAGAGAAGACUUGACUGAAGACCACAGGCCAAAUUCAGCCCAUGAUCUGUUUUUGUAAAUAAUUUUAUUGGAAUAUAGCUUUACCAAUUCACUUGGUUGUGCUCAUUGGCUGCUUUCAUGCUACAGUGGCAGAGUUGAGUGGUUACAAAAUAAAGUAUGGCCUGUAAAGCCUGAAAUAAGGAUUGUCUGGUCCUCUACAGAAAAAAAAACAUGCUAAUCUGCAAUAAUGAAAGGAGGACCUAGAACCAAACCAUGAGUAAGUAGGUUAAAUGGCAGAGCAUCAACAGGCAAAGGAGACUAACAGUAGGAGCUAAAGAGGUGAGAGGAAAGCCAGCCAGGAUGAGUAAAGUCAAAAAUCACAGGAAGUUUUUCAGCUCAGGUGUUAAAUGCUACUGAGAGAUUAAAUAUUGUUCAAAGCAUCCACUGGAUUAAGCAUCUGCAGUAACUAGUGCCUUAGAGAUGUUCCCUUCAGGUAGAGGAUACAGAUGUCAGAUGGGAUGUGAAGAGAAAAGAGAACAGUCACUUUCCUGUGUCUCUCUAGUAGCUGCUUUAUCUCUGAAAAUGGGUUCAGGAAAGGGGGAGAAGUUGAAAAUGAGCAAAAAAGGUUGGGUGAUGGGUUAGAGAAAACUAGGAUCCAAAACAAAACACUGGUGAGGGGCUGCCCCACAAGGGAGGAGGUCCUCCUAUGGUAAAAAAGAAGAAAAUGAUGAGUGCAGAUGCUGCUUUGGUUUUCUUGUGAACCUAGAGACCAGAUCCCACUCAAAAUUGGUUUGUAUUUUUUUUCAUCCUGGCAAAAGAAGUAUCAUUCUUUGAAAACAAUUCAAUUAAAGACCAUUUUCCUGAGCAUUUGUUUUCAGUUCUGUAAUUUGCUACAGAACUGUCAUUUUUUUGGGCAUAAACUAAGGAAUGUUUUGCAUUUUUUUAUUAAAAUGAAUUAUCCAUUGUACUAUUUGUGAACCUUUCAGAUGAAUUGGAAGCAAUAACUUGGGACACAGUUCCGAAGAAAUCAUUCAGCAUAUGGCACAAAGCAAGUAGAAAAAGGUGCAUAAAAGUGAAAAGACCUAACAUCGUCCUCAAAAAAGUGAAAAGAACUAACACUGUCCUAUCAAAGUGAAAAGACCUAACAUUGUUCUCAAAAAAGUGAAAAGACCUAACAUUGUCCUCAUAAAAGAUUUAGAGACUGACAGAAUAGCUCAGGAAAUGAGCCAAAACUGACAGAUGGGAUUACAUCAAAUUAAAACAUUUGACAGGGGAUUAAUAUAUAAAGAACUCAAAAAAUUAAAACACUAUAAGAAUAAUCCAAUCAAUACAUGAGCAACUGAAUUGAACAGGUAGUUCUCAAAAGAAGUGCAAAGAGUCAACAAAUUAUGGAAAAAGGUUCAACAUCCUCAGCCAUCAGAGAAAUGCAAAUCAAAACUACAUUGAGAUUCCAUCUCAUCCUAGUCAGAAUGGCCAUCAUCAACAAAACGACACUGGAGAAGAUGCAGGGACAUGGAGAGAGGAACUCUUAAUACACUAUUUCUCAGAAUGUAAAUAAGUGCACCCACUAUGGAAAUCACUAUGGAGAUUCCUCAAAAACUAAAAAUAGGUAGCCCCAAAAAAUAAAACCAACAAA
Messenger RNA from Castor canadensis (American beaver), 6212 nucleotides. The record is from RefSeq and is a predicted model, not a curated record. Lineage: Eukaryota; Metazoa; Chordata; Mammalia; Rodentia; Castoridae.